AUGUCCUCGAGGAAGAAAACAUUGUUGAAAGUAAUCAUAUUGGGAGACUCGGGUGUAGGAAAGACCUCGCUUAUGCAACAGUUUGUCAAUAACAAGUUUAGCCAACAAUACAAAGCAACCAUUGGAGCAGACUUUUUAACCAAAGAAAUCCCUAUACAGCAUAACAAGACAGUAACAUUACAAAUUUGGGAUACUGCAGGACAAGAGAGGUUUCAAAGUUUGGGUGUGGCUUUUUAUAGGGGUGCCGAUUGCUGUGUGUUGUGUUUUGAUGUCACCAACGAAAAGUCAUUAAACAAUUUGACUAGUUGGAAAGAUGAAUUUUUAGUACAGCUGAAUGUUUCAAACCCACAGGACUUCCCAUUUAUUAUAAUAGGCAAUAAAAUCGAUGUCGAUGACUCCAAAAAAAUACCAAGCUUACAAAAGAAAUUACACAACAUAACACAUAAUCAAUUGGGAGGAUUGAAUUAUCCUGUGUUUGAGACAAGUGCAAAGGAUUCGAUAAAUGUUGAAGCCGCGUUUGAGGUGGUUGCAAAAAUGGCUUUGCAACAAGAAGAGUUGAAUGCAGCUAAUGGAGGUGACGUUAACGACGACUACAAUGAUGCUAUCAAUAUUCACAUGGAAUCAGAGUCUAGUGCUUGUGGGUGUUAA
Molecule: messenger RNA, 648 nt
Organism: Lodderomyces oxycetoniae
Lineage: Eukaryota; Fungi; Ascomycota; Pichiomycetes; Serinales; Debaryomycetaceae
Gene: YPT72
Product: Rab family GTPase
Exons: 1
Coding region: 1-648 (215 amino acids)
Biological process (GO): regulation of vacuole fusion, non-autophagic
Cellular component (GO): fungal-type vacuole membrane; vacuole; phagocytic vesicle
Molecular function (GO): GTPase activity; GTP binding
Source: RefSeq, a predicted model, not a curated record